Molecule: messenger RNA, 1278 nt
Organism: Hydatigera taeniaeformis
Lineage: Eukaryota; Metazoa; Platyhelminthes; Cestoda; Cyclophyllidea; Taeniidae
Source: the annotation of a GenBank genome assembly
GAGCUUCUGUUUGAACUCCAAGAACAUGAUGAGUACAAGCGAGUGACAUUUAGCUUUCAGCUAUUCAAAAUAAUUCUUUCUUCCUGCAUCAAUUUCUCUCCUGACACCGAUAAUCUUCCGCUCUCAAAAUUCAUCAGCGUCCUUCUCAAGUAUGUGCAUCAGAGUCAUAAGGCACUCCUUACAGCUGUCUGGGAAUGUUCUGGCCUUCUUGCUUCCAAACUCACUUCACUUUGCUUCACUUCCCAAAACAAAAGUGGAACCAUUUUGCAAAGCCGAGGCUUGCACAUCCUUCCUCUUUCCCAUUUACCAACUGACCUUCACCAUCUAGUAAAUGAACUGUGGUCAAGUGUGGACGACUUGAACAUCGCUCAACGACGAAAGCGACCAUUGGAGAGUCCAAUCACAAGCACAAUUGAAGCGGCCUGUGCUGCCGCCUCUCGUUGGUCCGUGCUUGCUGUGCAUCUAGCUAACACACUUCUUGGGAUGGGGAUUCCGGAAAGCAUCGAACCUGUCGCUUUUUCACAUUGUUUGCGAAUUUUCGGCAAAUUGAUGGAGGAUUUCAAGGAAGACAGUGUUAAUCUUUCGCUUGAACAGACAACUAAAGUGGAAAUACUUCAGAGCAUGGCGAAUUCAAACGUCUUGGACAUGGCAAAGUGGGGAACAGAAGCUGUGCUUUUCAAUGGCACUACCUUAAUGCUGCGGAUGAUCCAGUUUGCACUCUUUAUAUCUCAAGAAGAUAAAGAAAUCAGUGUUGAAAUGGGUCAGUUUUUAAUUCCCCGGCUGUUGCGAACAUUGCUAUCCACCCUCACGAGACCCAGUUCCACAUCAAGCUCGCGCCGUGCCGCCUACAGGGCAUUCGUUGAAGCACGGCAGACUGUCAUUGGAGUAGGAAGCAGGGAAAUAAAGGAGGUUUGUAAUUUGGGUUUGUCCUAUGGACUCUGUGCGGAGGAUGACCAACAACUUCGUCGUCAAGUAUGGAAACACAUUUCUCAAUGCUGUCUCAAUUCACCCCUUCCGGGUGGACCUACCUCUCUCUCCCACUGCCUUUCGGUUCUCCAGUUGAUGAGCAGCGGCUGUCACGAGAACACAACUGAACAGCAUAUUGUGUCCACCACUCUGGAGGUGGUUUUGGAAUCGGCUAUCAAGUCAGCAGAAUUUCGUCAACCUUUUCAACAGAAUCCUCUUGAUCCCGAUUUGCCUUUCCAAGAAGCAAGGCAAGUUUUCUUUUUGUCUGACGCCUUGAAUGCAUUUAAGACGAUAAAACACAGCUCAGAUUAG